This is a messenger RNA of Alternaria novae-zelandiae, 2652 nucleotides long. RefSeq lists its product as uncharacterized. Gene Ontology annotation, cellular component: nucleus. The record is from RefSeq and is a predicted model, not a curated record. The coding region runs from base 1 to 2652 and encodes 883 amino acids. The transcript is spliced from 6 exons. Gene Ontology annotation, biological process: DNA-templated transcription; positive regulation of transcription from RNA polymerase II promoter by galactose. Gene Ontology annotation, molecular function: RNA polymerase II cis-regulatory region sequence-specific DNA binding; DNA-binding transcription factor activity, RNA polymerase II-specific; zinc ion binding. NCBI's taxonomy places the organism in Eukaryota, Fungi, Ascomycota, Dothideomycetes, Pleosporales, Pleosporaceae.
AUGAGAUGUUCCGGAGAAAACCCAUGCCAACGGUGCAUGGACAACGGCAAGCGAUGCUUCUUCUCUGAAGACCAGACGGCCGCCGAAGCCCUGCAGAACCUCAGUCGACCCACGCCUGCCCUCCAUACGCAAGCCUCAAAUACCAGCGCCAACGGCAACAGCCACAACGUACCACGAAGGAGCUUGAUGCCGUCGGAAAACGGCACCGAGCGGAGGGCGAGCGAUGCCAGCACACGCGGUAUGACCAUGGAAGCGCGCAUGGCCCGAAUUGAGGCCAUGAUGGAGGCUCUCAUGCGCGACCGAGGCCUGACCAUGACGCCAAUGGGCAGUGUGGAGCGUGACGAGAACGGCAGCGAUGCCUUCAGAGGUGACGCUGCGUUGUCUGUCCCGCCGCUGGAUCCCAUCAACCCAGCUCUCGCCUUCAUGGGACAGCCCUCGCUCUUCUCACAAGAGUCGGCAGACCCAGCAAUACCCGUCGUCCCAAGCGCCGGCUCCCCCGUCAACGGCGACCCAUCGCACCUCGUACAAGUCGGCAACAGGAAGCUACCCUUUCCUAGUCCCGCCGAUUACCAACAGUACCUAGCCUCCUUCUUCACCGACAUUCACCUGUCUCAUCCGUGCAUAGAUGAACCCGAGUUCCGCAACCGCAGCCAACACAUGCUAGCAAGCACGACCAUACCAUCAGAAGAUAGCGAGUUUCUCGCGCUGAAUUACACCAUCUUCGCAUGCUGCGACGUACUCCUCAAUGUCGCACCCAUCGACACUGGCAAGCCUAAGGGCUGGCGCUGGCUUGAAAUGGCUGACGAGCUCGUCGACAAGAGGUCGUUACUAAGCGGAAGCGGCGAUCUGACGCUGAUACAGUGCGUUCUAUUCCAGGCCCUCUACUACCAAUACGCAGACAUGCCCGGUCCAGCUUACAACACCAUCGGCGCCGCUGCAACACUCGCUUUCCAGUCCUCCUUACAUCAGCAAUCCACGUGGACAAACAUCACGACGGUUCAAGCAUAUGAGCGCAUCUGCACCUUCUGGAAUAUAUUCGUCCAAGACCGAUUUAUCUCAUUGACGUGUGGAAGACCAUACAGGAUCCACGAAACCGACAUUCAAGUCGAAGCACCUGUAGACCUCUCACAAAGGGCAAACCUCUACAAAGCCGAGGAUAAUGAUGACCCCAGGCCUUUCAUCGAUCACUACAUCCACUAUGUCAUACUCUGGGCGCGUUAUGCCAGCAAUGCUGUCGACGGUCGCAGUCUGGAUAGCACAACCCAGGAUAUCAUUGAUCGGCAGAUCUCCCACUACCUCGAUCACGACUUACCAGUACUGGGGAUGCCAUCAUACGCUCAGCGGGAUGGUGAUGGGGAUGUACCACUGACGAUGUUCAUCAAACAGAAGAAGACAGACUUCGUUCUUUGGGGGCUACGUUCCGUCAUAAUCUCCCUGCAAUACGACGACAAUCACGCUGAACACCUCAGCCAACUUGCCUGCGACACCCUCACCAGAAUGACCUUCUUUACGCGGAAAGUUCGUCAGGCAUUCAGCCUUCGGCAUCGCAUGACGUCGGCCCUGUCGAAUGCACUUCUGGUAUUUUGCUCUCUUCUCGUCCGCGACUCUGCUGGAAGGACGCAUCCUCACACCGAGGCCCACAUCGAGGCCUUCCACCGCGCUAAGGGCAUGCUACAUGACUUGGCCGUUAGUCAGCCAUAUGCGAAACGCGUCUUGUCUGAUUUUGAAGGCAUUGUGCGAGUAGUGGAAGAUUGCCUCGAUGGGAAAGAUGCUCCAGAGAAUGUCGCGGAGCUGUUUCCUUACCAGUCUUCGAGCGCUGACAUUCGUGGCGUAUUGCCAAAAGACAACGAGUAUGCAGGUUUCAUGAGCAUGAGGAGGGCCAGAUAUGACAAUGCGUCUAUGGUCCAGCAAGCGGCAAAAAAGCUCAACGAAGAAAUCAGCACGUACAUAGCGACCUACUCAAAGCCAGAGUGCCUGACGCUGGCCAAAAUGGUUCAGAGCAAACUACCACGGGAACUACGAGACAUGGUUUACGACCACUUACUACCGCGCGAAAUCUACACCGUCGGGCGCCCCGGAUACACUCGUGAGUGGCUUCAGUCCCUCCGGCAGACCAAUUGCGAUCAUCUCUUCAUGGAGGAAUACGUUCCGCUUGACGCCAUGAAAGAGAUCGGCGAGAUGUGGUACGAGGUAUCGACUUUCAUGGUCCUCGGUUUCCCUUUUGGACGCGAUCGCAACCCUAGGCAUGCUUCCGUAGGCUUUGAAUUCCUCGGCAUCGACAGUUGGGGCCUAGACAUCGACGUGCUCCAGCACGUCAAGCACCUCCACAUUCGCCUCGCUUUCAAUCGCGAUUACAUUGAGGACAACGUCAUCCAACUUGACGCCAAUCUCCGGGAAUUGCUAUACUUCAACGAGAUCAGGCAUGUCGUGAUACAAGUCCAAUCGACAGACCCGUUCUCGAGGGGGGUGAAUGGGGACGAUGUGGAGGGCUUUGUGAAGAAGUUUGUCAUGGUUUUCCCUGCCUUGGAGGCACUUAUUAGACAGGACAAGAGAGUCUCGGUAACAUUGAGAGGUAUAUUUGAUGUGGAGGUCAAGCUUGAAGAGCUGAAUGAGCGGUUUUGGCAAGGAGAGUUCCGUAAGGUCUGGUACUGA